GCCCCAGCGGAGCUCCCGGCGCGGGGCGGGGCGUGCGCCGUGGAGGCGGCUGGCUGGCAGUCUGGCGCGGCGGUCGCGAGCGGGCGGAGCUGCCGAGACCUGGAGUCCGCUACGGACGACGGCGCGGGCCGGGCCGGCGGAGUGCUCUUCGUUCUUAGCUGAUGAAGAAUGGGGGAGAUAGAAGGAACAUACAGAGUCUUGCAGACUCCAGGGACACGCUUGGGCGCCCAGACCCCAGGGGGAGUGAGCACCCUCGAACCUGGGCAGAACCUCUUGGCAACCGCAGCACGGGCAUCAGCCAGAACACAGGAGAAGCACCUUCACCUCCGAGUAAAGCUGCUGGACAACAGCAUGGAAAUAUUUGACAUUGAGCCUAAGCGCGAUGGCCAGACGCUGCUGACUCAGGUGUGGAGGCGCCUGAACCUGACGGAGUGUGACUACUUCGGGCUGGAGUUUCAGCACCCCCGGGCCUACUGGAUUUGGCUCGAACCUAUGAAGCCCAUCACUAGGCAAAUACGGAGGCCAAAGAACGCAUUGCUUCGUCUAGCAGUCAAAUUUUUCCCACCUGAUCCGGGUCAGUUGCAGGAAGAAUAUACAAGGUACUUGUUUGCCUUGCAACUUAAGAGGGACCUCCUGGAGGAGCGUCUGCCCUGUGCGGACACCACGGCAGCCCUUCUGGCAUCCCACCUUCUGCAGUCUGAAAUAGGAGAUUAUGAUGAAACCCUGGAUCGAGAGCACCUUAAAGUGAAUGAGUACCUACCCAGUCAGGAGCGUUCUCUUGAGAAGAUUCUAGAAUUCCACCGGAAGCACACGGGCCAGACGCCUGCUGAGUCGGAUUUCCAGGUGCUCGAAAUUGCCCGAAAGUUGGAAAUGUAUGGCAUCCGUUUUCACGCCGCCUCUGACAGGGAGGGGGCCAAAAUUAACCUGGCCGUUUCCCACAUGGGUGUCCUCGUGUUCCAGGGCACCACCAAAAUUAACACUUUUAACUGGUCCAGAGUCCGAAAACUCAGCUUCAAGAGGAAAAGGUUUCUCAUCAAACUGCACCCAGAGGUCCAUGGACCUUACCAGGACACACUGGAGUUCUUGUUGGGUAGUAGAGACGGCUGUAAGAACUUCUGGAAGAUCUGUGUGGAGUAUCACACCUUCUUCAGACUCUUUGAUCAACCUCAGCCCAGAGCUAAAGCUGUCUUCUUCAGCAGGGGCUCCUCCUUCAGAUACAGUGGAAGGACUCAGAAGCAGCUGGUGGAUUAUGUCCGAGACAGUGGGGUGAAGAGGGUUCCCUAUGAGAGAAGACACAGCAAGACUCGGAUGUCUAUUCGUGCUCUGACUGCAGACUUGCCAAGACAGAGCGUCUCCUUCACCGAGGGCCUGAGGACCUCUGCGUCCCCGUCUUCAGCAGACGCCUCCUUCUGUUCCGUUCCUACCUCCCCUCUGGCCCUGCGAGGCCUGCCUGAUUUCAGAGACAGCCGUGGCUCCCUCACCGAGCCCCAGGCUCCCGACACCAAGAGGCCAGCCGCAGAGAGGAGCAGCACAGCAGCGGCCGACGGCAACACCAGACGGGCCCAGUCCCCCGGGCCCCCUGCGCCGCAGCCUUGUCAAGGCCUUUCCGUGGACAGUCCUCAGCCUUCUCCCUCCACCCGGAAGAGCCCGCUGAGCCUGAGCCCUGCAUCUCAGGUGACUCUGGGCCCAGCUGAACAGGGCUUGUUCCCCCUCCUGAGCCCUGUCCUUAGCAACGCUGGCGGAGCCAGGAUGGACGGCGAGGAGGAGCCAAAACACAAGAGCAUGGCAGCAGAUGAGGCCUAUUUCAUAGCGAAGGAGAUUCUCGCUACAGAACGAACAUACCUGAAGGAUUUAGAAGUUCUCACUGUGUGGUUCCGCAGUGCGGUGGUCAAGGAGGACGCCAUGCCUGCAGAUCUGAUGACCCUGCUCUUCUCCAACAUAGACCCCAUCUACGAGUUCCACAGAGGCUUCCUGCGUGAGGUGGAGCAGAGGCUGGCACUCUGGGAAGGGUCUUCCAGUGCCCAUUCCACAGGCGGCCAUCAACGAAUCGGGGACAUCCUGCUCAGGAACAUGCAUCAGUUAAAGGAGUUCACCAGCUACUUCCAAAGGCACGAUGAAGUCCUGACGGAACUGGAAAAGGCCACCAAACGCUUUAAGAAGCUGGAGACGGUGUACAAAGAGUUUGAGCUCCAGAAAGUCUGCUACUUGCCCCUGAAUGCGUUCCUGCUGAAGCCCAUCCAGCGGCUGGUGCACUACCGCCUGCUGCUGAGCCGGCUGUGCGGCCACUGUGAGCCUGGGCACCAUGACUACGCGGACUGCCGUGAUGCCCUCCAGGCCAUCACAGAGGUGACCUCCACACUGCAGCACAGCCUUGCCCGGCUGGAAAACCUCCAGAAGCUGACAGAGCUGCAGCGGGACUUGGUCGGCAUAGAGAAUCUCAUCACUCCCGGCAGGGAGUUCAUCCGCGAGGGCUGCCUUCACAAGCUCACCAAGAAAGGUCUGCAGCAGAGAAUGUUCUUUCUGUUCUCAGAUAUGCUGCUCUACACAAGCAAAGGGGUCACGGGUACCAGCCACUUCCGGAUCCGGGGCCUCCUUCCUCUCCGUGGCAUGCUGCUAAUAGUGCUGGACCCACCGGUGAGUAGUUCGGUGCCCUGCGGCCCACAGCUCGCCCACCUGGGUGGCAGGUGCCGUGGCCUGGGGAUCCCCAUGCCCCCUGUAGCCCCUGGUAGUCAGCAGAGAUUUGCCCAGCACAGGGCUUCCGAGGCACCUGUGUUGUGCUGCAGGCGCGGGCUCUGCCGGCCCCGGGCUCACUCCACACGCCCGCCUCUUCUCCCGCCACAGGUAGAAGAGGGCGAGAGCGAGCGGUCGGUUCCACACUGUUUCACCAUUUGUGCAGCUCAGAAAACAGUCGUGGUGGCAGCCAGCACCCGCCUGGAAAAGGAGAAGUGGAUAUGUGACCUGAACACUGCCAUCGACGUGGCCAAGAGCGGGGGUGACCCGUCCCUGGUGCUGCCGGGUAGCGUGCUCUGCGCUCCUCCCUGCAGGUCCUCUGAGGAGGUCUCUCCGGAGCAAGAGUCCGAAGACACUCAUGGCGUCCACGGGUCCCUGGAGGGGCAGGGCCAGCACCGGGCCAACACCACAGUGCACGUGUGCUGGUACCGGAACACCAGCGUCUCCAGAGCCGACCAGAGCGCGGCCGUUGAGAACCAGCUUUCAGGGUAUCUGCUGAGAAAAUUCAAAAACAGUAACGGCUGGCAGAAGCUCUGGGUGGUUUUCACCAACUUCUGUUUGUUCUUCUACAAAACUCAUCAGGACGACUACCCCCUGGCCAGCCUCCCGCUGCUGGGCUACAGUGUCAGCGUCCCCAAGGAGGCCGACUGCGUCCACAAGGAGCACGUCUUCAAGCUCCAGUUCAAGUCCCACGUCUACUUCUUCCGGGCUGAGAGCAAGUACACGUUUGAGAGGUGGAUGGAGGUGAUCGAGAGAGCCAGCAGCUCACCCGGGAGGGCCGGGCGCCCCGAGGACGAGGCGUGAAGCCCGCCCUGACCGAGGAGGGCAGAACCAAGGAGCAGAGCAGGAGCAGCGCCCCGCCGAGGACCGGCCCGGAACAGGAACCAGGGUGGGCCCCACAGCUGCACGCCAGGUGACACGUGUCCGCGCAAGUCCAGCAGAAGCCACUCUGGGGCCCGCCCCACAGACCUCUGGAGGAGAGGACACCAAAGUUCCCACCUGGCCCCGGGAGGGCAAGGGCCUAGAGUUUCUCGGUUCCCCAGGGUUUCCUCACAAAUCAAAGUAAAUGGACACAGGCUCUGUUAGUCUGUCCAUGCAGACGUGCGUGCGGUCCAAGAUAAAGAGUUUCUCCCCUGCUCUCCUGCCAGCGGGCCACAGGGUCACCCUGUGCCAUGAUAAGGACUCAGAAGCCAGAACCGGGGCCCCUGCCCACCACCGGCAUCUGUCCGAUUCAGGUUUUUAUUGAAAGUGGCCCGAGCCUCUCGAUGUUCUAUGAAAACUAACACCUUAACCUCAGAACAUUUAGGGAAGCAGGAAGUUCAUUUUCUUUAAAAAAAAAAAAAAAAAAAAAAUCCUGGCCGAAACGAGUCCU
This is a messenger RNA of Acinonyx jubatus (cheetah), 4102 nucleotides long. It is a transcript of the gene FARP2, whose product is annotated as FERM, ARH/RhoGEF and pleckstrin domain protein 2. The transcript has 28 exons. Gene Ontology annotation, molecular function: cytoskeletal protein binding; guanyl-nucleotide exchange factor activity. Lineage: Eukaryota; Metazoa; Chordata; Mammalia; Carnivora; Felidae. The record is from RefSeq and is a predicted model, not a curated record. The coding region runs from base 169 to 3534 and encodes 1121 amino acids. Gene Ontology annotation, cellular component: cytoskeleton.